Molecule: messenger RNA, 2322 nt
Organism: Zychaea mexicana
Lineage: Eukaryota; Fungi; Mucoromycota; Mucoromycetes; Mucorales; Lichtheimiaceae
Product: Pre-mRNA splicing factor PRP21 like protein-domain-containing protein
Exons: 8
Coding region: 1-2322 (773 amino acids)
Biological process (GO): regulation of alternative mRNA splicing, via spliceosome; mRNA cis splicing, via spliceosome
Cellular component (GO): catalytic step 2 spliceosome; U2 snRNP; U2-type prespliceosome
Molecular function (GO): protein binding; RNA binding
Source: RefSeq, a predicted model, not a curated record
AUGGCGACAGCAGCAGCUCUCGAUCAACCCGAUUUAAUGAACGUUGAUGCAUCCACAAACGGCCAUGCUGAGGAAAAUCCGUCACUGCCACCACCGACUGAAGAACAAGUCCAUCAAGAGCCAUCAGAAGAAACAGAGCAACAGACAGAAGAAAAUGGAGAAAGCAAACCUAUUGUGGGUAUCAUUUAUCCUCCACCCAACAUUCGAGAAACGAUCGAUACUGCUGCUGGCAUUCUUGCCAACAAACCGCCACAACUUGAAGAUCGUAUUCGCGAAAACGAAAAACAUAAUGCCAAAUUCUGUUUCUUGAAUCCGAGUGAUCCGUACCAUGCCUACUAUCAAUUUAAACUACAAGAAGUUCGAGAAGGAAAAGUUCCUGUGAAAGCAGCAGCAAAAGAAGAAAAGGAAGUUAUUGAAGCUGAAGAAAUUGAAAUGCGACCGAAAGAACCUGAAGCAUUUCAGUUUUCAGCAAGCAUGCCAGCAAUGUCAGCUCAAGAUCUGGAUAUCAUGAAGCUUACAGCUCAAUUUGCAGCACGUAACGGUCGUCAGUUCAUUAACCAGCUCGCGCAACGUGAAUCCAGAAAUUAUCAGUUUGACUUUUUACGGCCAUCACACAGUUUAUUUCCAUUUUUCACCGAACUCGUUAGACAGUACACAAAGGUCCUUGCACCGCCUGCAGAUCUGAAGGAGAAACUGAAAGAGAAUACGCAAAACAAAUACCGGAUCCUCUCCAGAGUCAAAGAACGCGUCGAAUGGGUCGCUUGGGUGGAGGCUGAAAAGAAAAAGAAGGCUGAUGAAGAUGAAAAAGAACGAAUUGCUUAUGCUACUAUUGACUGGCAUGAUUUCGUUAUUGUCGAGACGGUCGAAUUUACAGAGACAGACGAUAACAUGGAUUUGCCACCACCCAUGAGCUUGUCGGAACUGGAGAAUAUGUCGCUUGCAGAAAAGAGAAUGAAUGCCAUCAUUCAACCUGCUCAGGAAGAGAAACCAGGCGAUGUGGAGAUGGAUAUUGAAGAUGUGGAUAUGGAGGAGAGUGACAAUGAAGAAGAAGAAGCAGCACAGCAGGCACAACAGGUCAAGGUUCCCGAUACAAACGCACCCUUCAAAAUCCGUACGGAUUACAAACCCAAGGUGUUGGGCGCUGCACAAGCCAAGGGACAGGAGCCAACGCAGAUCUGUCCUCGUUGCGGUGAGCGGAUCCCGAUGUCAGAAAUGGACGAGCAUAUGCGUAUUGAGUUGCUGGAUCCCAAAUGGAAGGAACAGAAGCUGGCUGCAGAAGCAAAGAAGAAGGACAGCAACUUGCUUCAAGAGGGCACAGAUGUUGCCAAAAUCUUAAAGAACUUCUCGGGAUACCGAACAGAUAUCUUCGGCAGCGAGGAAACGGAGAUUGGUAAAAAGGUGCACGAAGAAGAACAAGAGGAAGCCGAGGACGCAAUGAAGAAAGAGCGUGUCAUUUGGGAUGGGCACUCGGCAACCAUCAACCUGGCGACGCAGCGAGCACAACAGCACACGUCUAUUGAAGAGCAAAUUGCUGCCAUUCAUAGAAGCAAAGGAUUUACCGGUGACGGAUAUGGCCCUGCUGGUCCACGUAUGCCAGGUUCAAAUUAUCCUGAUCCAUCCAUGGCGCCACCACAACCUGGUCAACAACCCUACUACAGCGCACCACCGCCGUCUGGAUCGGUGCCUAUACCAGACGGUGGGGCAUUCAACAACCAAUUGCCCAACAUGUAUGCACAACCACAACAGCAGUUGCCACCACAGCCGACCAUGAACACGCCCGAACAGCCUGCGGGAGGAGAUGCUGGUGUUCGAAAAGCCGAGGAUGAACUCGAGGGACAGAGCGAAGCGAAGCGGGCGCGUAUGGAUAGCCAUGAUCAGACACAGACACAGGCCUCUCCAGCUGCCCCGGCUACGCCAAUGACUCCGGCUACGCCAGCAAAGGCUAUACCAACUCCUGCUGCUGCUGGUACACCCACUGGUGCUGCUCCUCUUGGCGCGAACACUGCUGCUAAUACUGGUGCACCACAAUGGUCCGACCAACCGCUAUCGAUCACGCUGAACAUUGCUACACCCAAUAUGCCCGAAAAGCCAGAAUGGAACCUCAAGGGUGAGACGAUCACCAUCUCGGAUAUGCUACCAAGUACAUUGGUCUCGACGGUGAAGGAUCGUAUCUCAUCACAGUUGGGUAUGCCAGCAGGCAAGCAGAAGCUUUCGACCACAGGCAACAACGUUGUGCUUAACAAUAGCAAGAGUUUGCACUUUUAUGGUAUCAUGGACGGCAAUACUAUCACUCUGGGCUUAAAAGAGAGAGGCAAAAAAUAA